CAGAAGAGAAAUCAGCCCCUGGUGUGUUAGCAGACAGAUUUCCAAAGAAAGGUUCCAGUGAACAUGAGAAUUCGUUAGAGAGCCAGCAGGAACAUCAGGAGAAGCGUUUACUACAAGGGGUUAUGAUCCAGAAGAAAUCUGGGGAGAGAAGUUGCCAGUGUGAUCUAUUUGGAAGAACUUUCAGCCCGAGGUCAUUACUUGUUCAACAGCAAGGAGAGGGUCUACAUGAUUAUGAUUUGUUUAAAAAGAACUUAAAACAGAAGCCAGAGCUAAUGAAGCAUGAAAGAACAUGUGCAGGAAAGAAACCUUGGAAGUGUAGUGAGUGUGAGAAAGCCUUUAGUUACUACUCAGCUUUUGUCUUACAUCAGAGGAUACACACAGGAGAAAAACCCUAUGAGUGCAAUGACUGUGGUAAAACCUUUAGCCAGAGCAUACACCUCACUCUACACCAGCGAAUCCACACUGGGGAGAAGCCCUAUGCGUGCCACGAAUGUGGAAAGGCCUUCAGUCACCGCUCAGCCCUUAUUCGGCAUCAUAUAAUCCAUACUGGAGAGAAACCCUACGAGUGUCAUGAAUGUGGGAAGGCCUUUAAUCAGAGUUCAUACCUCACUCAGCAUCAACGAAUUCACACUGGAGAGAAACCUUACGAGUGUAAUGAGUGUGGGAAGGCCUUUAGCCAAAGCACAUUUCUUACUCAGCAUCAGGUCAUUCACACUGGAGAAAAACCCUAUAAGUGUAACGAGUGUGGGAAAGCCUUCAGUGACCGCUCAGGCCUCAUACAGCACCAGAGAACUCACACAGGGGAGAGGCCUUAUGAGUGCAGAGAAUGCGGAAAAGCCUUUGGCUACUGCUCAGCUCUGACUCAGCACCAGAGGACUCACACAGGGGAGAAGCCCUAUCAGUGCAACAACUGCACCAAAGCCUUCAGCGACCGUUCAGCCCUUAUCCGUCAUCAGAGGACACACACUGGAGAGAAACCUUACAAAUGUAAGGACUGUGGAAAGGCUUUCAGCCAGAGCUCGUCUCUCACAAAGCAUCAGAAAACUCACACCGGGGAGAAACCUUACGAGUGUAAGGAGUGUGGUAAAUCCUUCAGCCAGAGUUCAUCUCUCUCUCAACAUCAGAAAACACAUGCUGCAGAGAAAAGCAAGGGCUGUGGGAAGACUUUUAGCGAGCACUCAGUCUUUGGUCAGCAGAAGAGAAUUCAUACUGGAUAAGGACUGUGUAAAUAUAAUUAUUUCCAGCACAUGUUGAACAUCCAAUAUAUGUGGUGUGGGGGCUACAAAGAAACUUAACUCUAUUACAAGGUGUAUUCAUUGGGAAGUCAUUGUUGGGAUGGAGUGUAGAUUACUUAAAACUGA
Molecule: messenger RNA, 1361 nt
Organism: Sorex fumeus (smoky shrew)
Lineage: Eukaryota; Metazoa; Chordata; Mammalia; Eulipotyphla; Soricidae
Gene: ZNF892
Product: zinc finger protein 892
Exons: 1
Coding region: 123-1217 (364 amino acids)
Biological process (GO): negative regulation of transcription by RNA polymerase II
Molecular function (GO): DNA-binding transcription repressor activity, RNA polymerase II-specific
Source: RefSeq, a predicted model, not a curated record